This is a messenger RNA of Linum tenue, 690 nucleotides long. Lineage: Eukaryota; Viridiplantae; Streptophyta; Magnoliopsida; Malpighiales; Linaceae. The record is from the annotation of a GenBank genome assembly.
AUGCUCUUCCUCUUCAUGAUCACGUUGUUUGUGCCGGUGGUACAUUCAGCUGGUUCACCGUCUCUUAGAAUAGGCUUCUAUAGACGAUCUUGUCCAGCCGCCGAAUCCAUCGUCAGAAGAAUCGUGAGAAGGACGGUGUCUCAAAAUCCCGGCAUUGGUGCAGGACUCAUUAGGUUGCACUUUCACGACUGCUUCAUCCGGGGUUGUGAUGGUUCAGUGUUGCUGAAAUCCCUCCCAAGUGGCCCGAAAGCAGAGAGAGACCACCCGGAUAUUUUGAGAGGGUUCAACAUCAUCGCGAGAGCCAAAAGAAGAAUCGAACGUGUCUGCCCUAACACCGUCUCGUGCACCGACAUUCUCGCUUUCGCCGCCAGGGACAACUCCCAAUACUCGGACGCAUCAACUACCCUGUCCCCGCUGGCCGCCGUGAUGGCAUCGUCUCCAGCUUCAACGAGGAAAGGGUUGUCGGCGGACGAGAUGGUGACGCUCUCCAGUGCGCAUUCCAUCGGCAGGUCCCGCUGUUCCUCGUUCUUGGCGGAGAGCCCGGCGACAAGGGGGUACGUGGAUGUGAACGCCAGGUACGAUGUGGCGUGGGCUGCAAAAUUCGGUAGGGCGAUGGUGAAGAUGGGCUCCAUUGAUGUUCUUACUGGGAACCAGGGUGAGAUUAGGAGGAGGUGCAGCAUGGUCAACUGA